Molecule: messenger RNA, 2368 nt
Organism: Limulus polyphemus (Atlantic horseshoe crab)
Lineage: Eukaryota; Metazoa; Arthropoda; Merostomata; Xiphosura; Limulidae
Exons: 4
Coding region: 145-651 (168 amino acids)
Source: RefSeq, a predicted model, not a curated record
GUUCCAUACUAUCAGAUGUCAGACAGAAUGCUCCGAAGAAAGGGCUGAUUACUGUGCCAGUAUUCUAAUUCCAUUUAACAAUUAUAAUGCUCUGAUUCCUUAAAUGCUGAAGAACUUGAAGAAUAUUGCAGACAACAGAAAGAAAUGGAAGAGUGUGUCAUAGAAUAUUCAGACUUGUGCAUUGAUUCAUUAGUUCGGCAGUUAUCUCAAAUCUUUAUCCAGGGUGCGAUAAGCCAAAACAAAGAAAGAUGCGAGAGAAGAGACAAUUACUUGAAGAAUGUCAAAUGUGUAGAAAAGAUUUUCCAGCCAUUAAGAGGUUGUAUGAAAAAUUUUAUUCUUGAUCUAGAAUUGGUCUCUAUUAUUGACAUUGAUUUGUUGAUUCCGACUAUCUGCUGUUCUUUUGGAAAGUACCAGAAAUGUUCCUUAGACGCAAUCGACGCGUCAUGCAAUCCGAAUGAAGCAGAAUACUUUACUUCGUCAAUAAACGGCUAUAGUUCGGACUUAGUGGCAGCUAUCUGUUUGGAAUACGAACCAGGGUCAUCUAGAUGUCAAGAAGUCAAAGUUCCCAAAACGAACACCACAUCAUCUGCUUAUUUGUCGAUAUUCCCUUCCUUGAAUCGAGCCCUGAACCGUUUAGGAAACGAAGAAUAGAGCAUAUAACUUCUGUUCCACUUUCAUGACAUACUAAAAUAAAAUUGAAUAGUCUAAUCAAAAGGAAGAUCAUCUGAAUUACUAACCCUUAAAUUAUCGACUUAUUUUUAUGCUCAUUACUAUUGGUGGGGUCCAUAUAUUACACUAUCAUAUUGAGUAAUUUUAUGUUUUUGUCUAUUACAACACUUAGUGUAUAAAAUUGAACAAAACAAAAGUGAUGAAAUCACUCGUUAACAAUACAUGUAGAAUGUAUAUGCUACCCCAGCACUAAUUAAUUAGAUUAACUAUAAUAUUGAUGGUAUUUUUUUGCUUACGUUUUCUAUGUGGCUCAUAUAUGAUUAGAAACCCUGUAACCAACAAAAUCCUGGACCUACAAGUAAUUUUAUACGUAAACAUACGAAAAAAUUUUUUGUAAAACACCGAUGGGGUCUAUAUAUGGAUCUCACCUGUAAUUGUCGAGUUACAUCUUGUGUAUAUAAUUUAGUUUAUAAACUGUGAUCACACUGAUCUAUAAAUUAGAUUAUGAAACACAAAGUUUAAAACUAAAAGCCAGUCGUUUUGGUUAUGACUGUCGUCUUCUUCAUUCCAGUAGUUUUAAAUAUGAUUUCUGAGAUGUUGAAAAUAGGCUUAAAAUUAUAAAAGUCUCUCUCUACAUGAAUGAAUUUAACAGUUCAGGGUACCUGUUAGCAGUUCUUAGUUUGUUUUAACACCUGGAAUAUUUUCCUUACAUGGUAGAAUGAUUAACACACGGUAGACUACUUUGACUUCCACAGUUUCACUAUUUUUUGCUCUUAUUGUAAGAAGCUGAAGAGGAAACUUUAAACAUUUUUAUACACCGUGCUAAGAUUUGGAAAAAAAAAUAUUGAAAAACAUUUUUUUAAUGUACACAAUAUCUAUACUAGUUACCUUCUGGAACAUAAGUAGUGUAAACAAACACAUCAAGUUGAAUUUUAGUACCCAUCAUCAUCUUACCACAUAAAACAAGCAGUAGUAAGAUUUUAAGUGUAUUUUUAAAUUUCUAUAGCACUUCAACAAAGUAAUGAUUUGUCUAAUUAAAGCCCAUAACAUGAAUGAUUACCUGAUGCAGUUUAUACUUAUAUUUAAAGACACUAUUACAGUAUUGGCGCUGUAACUUCACCCUAUAAAAAUACCUUUCAAAACAUAUUUGUAGACAGCUAAAACGUUUAAACAUUAGAACUGAGUAUUAACCAUUAAAAUUAUAUUGAAUAUUUAAAUUAACAUAAAGCUCCAAUCCUUAUUCAUGGAUCAUCUGAGAAUUUUUAUAGUUCAUAUUGACUGCUGAAAGGUAUAUUAUGGUGAAACGGGAAUUAAUUAAAAUCUAGAAUUAAAGAAUUUGACAAUGACGUUAAAUAUGUGAAAAUGCUAUGGACCUGCUUGUCACAUUUUAAAUGAAAACACUGUAUCUUCCGGGGAAAAUAGUGACACUAAAACUAGUUUGUUUGUUUGUAAUUAAGCACAAAGCUACACAAUGGGCUAUCUGUGCUCUGCCCAACACGGGUAUCCGAACCCGGUUUCUAGCGUUGUAAGUCCGCAGAAAUACCGCUGUGCCACUGGGGGGCGACACUAAAACUAAACAAGUGAAAUGAGUUUUUGAUCUGUUGAAAUACUAUUGGGAAAUGACUACAUCGUAGAAUAACGUGAACUAUAGAUUAGUACACAAUUCCUUAUGGAAUACCGCCUUUAUUGUUUAAUUGCA